Molecule: messenger RNA, 1399 nt
Organism: Colletotrichum godetiae
Lineage: Eukaryota; Fungi; Ascomycota; Sordariomycetes; Glomerellales; Glomerellaceae
Exons: 1
Coding region: 59-1282 (407 amino acids)
Source: RefSeq, a predicted model, not a curated record
UAUUCAUCUCAACAUCUCUCAGUCAACCUCAUCAGGUCUAUCUUCCUCAUCAUCCAAAAUGCACUUCUCUACCACCCUAGUCAUCUCAGCUCUCUUGGAGCUUGCCGCAGCGGCAUCAUGCCCGGCGUCAGGACCCCCGACAUACCCGAAGGCUACAGAAAGCAACACCGCUUUCAUCCCCUUCAUUAACAAGUUCCCUCUCAUUGACACCACGCCUUCACUCACAUUCACCGUCCUGACAAAAUACAACAUCGACAAGAAGCCGAUCAGUAUCCCCUCUGCCGGCAUGGACACCGGCUCCACCGGCGUCAUGAUAGGUGCUGGCGUCCUCGGGUUUGACGAGAAAACGACAUUCGACAAAUCCCACCCGGGAAACGAGUAUCUCUCCUCUAGCGGCAGACUGUGGCAAGGUUACUGGAUUGAUGCGAACAUCACAUUUCCCGCAAAGACGGACGAGCGCGGAACCGGCGAAGACGUUGUCGCCUCCGUGCCUAUCAUGGUGGUCACCGAGGCCAGCAUCUGCCGCGCUUGGAAGACACAGGGCUCCUGCACGGAAGCGCAGAAGUCCAACAUCACAAUGUACCCCAAAGAUAUCCACUACAUGGGCGUCGGCUUCGGUAGAUGGAGUACUGAGCAGCCCGAUGCUCUGCCUGACAAGGUGUCCCUGAUCAACAUCGUGUCAAUCGGGGGUCGACCUGUGGCGGAUAUCCACCAGGGCUACAUACUGGGCAAAGAUGGUGUCGAGGUCGGUCUUACGAGCGAAAACACGGAGGGAUUCUGCAAGACGAAGCUCGAUGUCCGAUCCGGAUCCAAGUCCCUCAUCGACUGGAACAUGGUGAACAUGGCAAUCAGUAUCAACAGCUCACCCUACGACCAGGGCCAGGCCCUCUUCGAUACCGGUAUUCCCCAAGCGUUUGUUGCGGUCAACAAAGACGUUAGAUCGCACGUCAAGAACGUCACUUCCAAGUAUAUCAAGACACACCCGCAGGUUGCUGCUAAGGGAAGCGUCGUGGUGGUUCACAUUCCCAAUGAAAAGAACCCGAUUGCGACUUACAACGUCACUGCCCAGGGUGCGGGCAAGCCCAACCCUACGACGAUGCAGCCGUCAGGAUUCGUUCUGGAGGGCGCACCCGUGGCGCCGAAGCUACCCUUCAUCAACACUGGCAGGAUGUUCUACAACAACUUCGACGCUCUCUUCGAUUCCGCUUGCGGCUGGUUUGGGUUAGCGGAGCUCUCGGAAACUAGCACAAAGAGAGUCAAGAGGUCAACCUGCCCAUCUUGAUAAUUAGGGAGGGAAGCCUUGAUUUAGCCUGCAAGAGUCGAGUCUAUGUGCGGUAGGAUUCAUAAAAUAGCAAUUUAUUCCACUGAAGAUUUAUUCAAGUUGAAAUUCUCCGAGGAA